This is a messenger RNA of Poeciliopsis prolifica (blackstripe livebearer), 1655 nucleotides long. RefSeq names its product 5-hydroxytryptamine (serotonin) receptor 1D, G protein-coupled (gene htr1d). Gene Ontology annotation, biological process: regulation of locomotion; smooth muscle contraction; G protein-coupled receptor signaling pathway, coupled to cyclic nucleotide second messenger. Gene Ontology annotation, cellular component: plasma membrane; dendrite. Gene Ontology annotation, molecular function: G protein-coupled serotonin receptor activity; neurotransmitter receptor activity. The transcript has a single exon. The record is from RefSeq and is a predicted model, not a curated record. The coding region runs from base 223 to 1326 and encodes 367 amino acids. NCBI's taxonomy places the organism in Eukaryota, Metazoa, Chordata, Actinopteri, Cyprinodontiformes, Poeciliidae.
UAAAUGUUCAUUAGAUAACGAUGUUUAUUAUUUAUUUUAGAUUAUUAUGCCGUUACUUGAAAAUGACGUCAAAACAACGAUAUUACGCUUAUCGCGAUAACUUCCGGUCGAUGUGGAGAAAGUAUUUAUGAUUCGAGAUGCUGACAGAUGUGAUGUGUUCUGAACCGGUUCUUUUCUAAAUAUCAUUCGGUUCUCCUCCGGAUCUCGUUAUGAACUGAAAUCAUGGAAAACGUCACGGAAAGCAACGCGACCGCGGCGCCGUGGACCGAGGCCACGCUGCUCAGCCUGCAGGUCUCCCUCUACGCGCUGCUAGGCGUCGUUACCUUGGUAACCGCGCUCUCCAACGCCUUCGUCAUAGCCACCAUCUUCCUGACCAGGAAGCUCCACACGCCGGCCAACUUCCUGAUCGGGUCUCUGGCCAUCACGGACCUGCUGGUGUCCAUCCUGGUGAUGCCGAUCAGCAUCGUCUACACCGUCACCAAAACGUGGUCGCUCGGUCAGAUCGUUUGCGACAUCUGGCUCUCCUCUGACAUCACCUUCUGCACCGCCUCCAUCUUGCACCUGUGCGUCAUCGCGCUGGACCGCUACUGGGCCAUCACGGACGCGCUGGAGUACUCCAAGCACCGCACGAUGCGCAGGGCGGCCAUGAUGGUGGCGGUCGUUUGGGUGAUCUCCAUUUCCAUCUCCAUGCCGCCGCUCUUCUGGCGGCAGGCCACAGCGCAGGGCGAGCUGACGGAGUGCGUGGUGAACACGGAGAAGAUCUCCUACACCCUGUACUCCACCUUCGGUGCCUUCUACGUUCCCACUGUGCUUCUCGUCAUCCUCUACGGGAGGAUCUACGUUGCGGCGCGCUCACGCAUCUUCAAGACGCCUGCUUCCGGGAAGCGCUUCACCACGGCGCAGCUCAUCCAGACCUCCGCGGGGUCUUCGCUCUGCUCCCUGAACUCUGCCUCCCACCAGGACGCGCACCUGCACGCCGGGAACACAGGUGGAGGCGGAGGCUCGCCUGUGUUCAUGAACAGCGUGAAGGUGAAGCUGGCGGACAGCGUGCUGGAGAGGAAGCGCCUGUGCGCGGCGCGGGAGCGCAAAGCGACCAAGACGCUGGGCAUCAUCCUGGGCGCCUUCAUCGUCUGCUGGCUGCCGUUCUUCGUCAGCACGCUGGUCAACGCCAUCUGCACCACCUGCUGGUUCAGUCCGGUUCUGUUCGACCUCUUCACCUGGCUGGGAUACCUGAACUCGCUCAUCAACCCCGUCAUCUACACGGCGUUCAAUGACGACUUCAAGCAGGCUUUCCAGAAGCUCAUGAAGUGCAGACGGAGCUUUUAGGGACACAGAAACUAUGUUUCAGUAGAUUACAGCUUCUGUAAUUCAAUUCAUGGAAUAUUAGGGAUUAUAGGAGUAAAUCUGCACCAAACAACUCAGAACCUUUUAGAUUCGUCUCCAAAAUCUAAAAGAAACAUGGAAAUGUCUGAAAAGUUGAAAAAUUGCAAGAAAAAAAUAAAAACUUGUAAAUUUUGAGAUUAACUAAAUUUUCUAUAAGAUUUUUGUUGACUUCAGAAAUCAAAUUUCAUAAUUUCUUCCAGCAGAUGUUUGACUUGAGUCAUUGAUCACUAGGAGACAUGAUGGCAAAAAAAAUCAGUACAUUUCUGCCAAAU